Conger conger (European conger) is the source of this 1335-nucleotide messenger RNA. RefSeq names its product zinc finger, MYND-type containing 12 (gene zmynd12). NCBI's taxonomy places the organism in Eukaryota, Metazoa, Chordata, Actinopteri, Anguilliformes, Congridae. The record is from RefSeq and is a predicted model, not a curated record. The coding region runs from base 199 to 1335 and encodes 378 amino acids. The transcript has 8 exons.
GGCUGAGAUUGUUACCUAGCCAAUUUGAGAUAGCUAUAUAGAAAGAAACCUACACGCUACAGGCUCAAGUUAACGUUAAAAAUUUAGUAAGCCAGUCACGUUGGCAUAUUUAUAUUACUUCGUCAAUCAGCCAUAUUACUAACGUUAGCUACAGGCAUAACCGCUCUACCGUUAGCUAGUCUAUGCUAUCUAUGAGAAAUGUCCGCGAAUAUCAACCCCCUUGCAAAUCCAAAAGGAGCGAAUAAAGUGUGUGAGCUUUGCGAAAAACCAGCGUACAUUCAAUGCACGAAGUGUUUUGUCACUUUCUACUGUGGCAAGGAGCACCAGGAUGAUGACUGGGUAGCGAUCCACCAGAAGGUGUGCCAGCUGCUGAUCCCUGUCCGCACCCCUGUGCCCUACUAUACCCUGGAGGCGGAAAGGGAGCAACACUACACCCAGAUCCUGGACAGACAGAAGCUGCUGAUGGAGAUCUCGCAGAGGGUGGCGGAGAAGAAGCUGUUUGAGAAGCGGCACAAGGAGUCUCUCCCUGCGGCUCUGCUCUCUCUGCACUCCGCCAUGGACAUCUACGGCACCAGCGGGGUGCAGCUGGUCCCCGCCUACCUGCUGCUGGCCGAGGCCAACAUCGGCCUGGCGAACCUCUCCCCGGCAGAGCAGUACCUGUCCUGGGCGGACUGGACGGUGGUGAGGACCCCCGACUGCGGCCGCACCGUCCGCCACAAGCUGCACCGCUGCAUGGGCCGACUCUUCAUCGUCAAGGGCGACCUGGAGGGGGCGCUGUUUCACCUCGCCAACGACAUCUACUAUGCCAGUGAGCAGUAUGGCCAGGAUAGCAUAGUGACCUGCGGUGGCUACUAUCUGAUGGCAGAUGUGUUUUUUAGGCAGAGAAAGAUGGACAUUGUGAAUUCCCUGUACACAGAGGUGGCGAACACCUGGCAUUCCCACCUGAGUAGACUUCUGGAGAAACACAUCGAGAACACCAUCACACCAGAGGAAUCCUUUGACGAGGCCCAGCAGGCGGAGGCCGAUCAGAUGCUCCGGUCCCUGCUGGACGUCCCGGACGGGGGCCCCAAACAGCAGCCCGCCCAGUCAGCCGCGCUGGCCCACUCCCUGGGCAUCCUGUGGCUCCUGGACGGAGACCCUGAGAGGGCUCUGGAGUUUGGCAGGAGGGCCCUGGGGUACUGCCAGAUGGUCCAGGACUGCUGGCUGACCGACCCCGUCCGCAGACUGCUGCAUCUGGCGGAGGAGGGCCUGGACGCUGCCCAAAAGGGGAGUCCUGACUCCCCCCCCUGCCCCAGCGCCCCCCCCGAGCACCAACGCAGCGCCCUGCUCUCGUGA